Molecule: messenger RNA, 2845 nt
Organism: Nerophis ophidion (straightnose pipefish)
Lineage: Eukaryota; Metazoa; Chordata; Actinopteri; Syngnathiformes; Syngnathidae
Product: oocyte zinc finger protein XlCOF8.4-like
Exons: 2
Coding region: 323-709 (128 amino acids)
Biological process (GO): regulation of transcription by RNA polymerase II
Cellular component (GO): nucleus
Molecular function (GO): RNA polymerase II cis-regulatory region sequence-specific DNA binding; DNA-binding transcription factor activity, RNA polymerase II-specific
Source: RefSeq, a predicted model, not a curated record
CCUACGGACGCAUGCUUGGAAGACAUGCGCUUUGCGGCAAAGUCCUCCUUUUCUCCACACACGCUUCUAAGCCUCGGCACAUCUCCUCACAUUGCUACUAACUACACUUUAUUCAUCAUCCGUGUCAGGAUAAACUCCACUCGUCUCAGCCACAUUUGGAGAUUAUUAGGCCCGCUUAGCUUGAUAGUUGUUUGAGCGCGCCAAUUAGCUUAGCAUGCUAGUUAGCUUAGCUUGUUAGCCGCUAACAAAGAGACGCGGAUUUGAUCAACACAUCGCUUAGUUAAGAUCAAGUGUGAGUGUAAAGUGUUGUGAUUGUGUGAAAAUGUGCGAAAGAACGAUAGCAAAGUAUGAGGAAGAACUUUGUUGUGUGAAAAUGUGUGAAAGAACGAUAGCAGAGUACAAAGAGGAACUUUCUCGGACAAAAGAAGAGAACGAGAGACUACGUCAACUAUUGGAGGCUGUUUUCAAGAAACCUCAAGUUGUGUUACACAGAACAGACCUCGAUGAAGAACAUCGUCCUCGUGAGCAGGAGGUGGAACCACAGUCCCCCAACAUACACAAGGAAGAAGAGGUACCACAUUCUCAACAUAUCAAAGAGGGAGGAGAGGAGCCACAACCCCCCCACAUUAAAGAGGAAGACGAGACGCCACAGACCCAUAAUGUUAAACUGACCCUUCACAUUAAGAACGGCAAGCGGAGGACCCACUGAUCUUACACAUCAAAAAUGCAGAGGAGGACCCACUGAACCCUCACUUUAAAGAGGAAGAGGAGGACCAAGAGCCGCCGCACAUUAAAGAGGAAGAGGAGGAAGAGGGCAUCAGUCAGCCUAAAUGGUUGGAGGAGUUCCCAGUGACUGGUGUCCCUGUGAAGAGUGAAGAUGAUGAGGUGAAAGGUGAAAGUGAGGAGAGGGGAGGGGGGGAGCCUCCAAGCAGCAGCUCAACACAACACAUGACAACAGAAGCUGAUGGAGACCACUGUGGAGGAUCACAAGCAGACAAGCUCUUAGCUCCACUAUCAGAUAGUGAGGACACAACGUCACACUCUCCUGACACUGAUGAUGAAGACUCUAAAGAUGAUAAGACAUGUCACACUGACAACACUCACUUCACAUCUUCUCACUGUCACAAAACCUUUAAAUACCAUAGUUCUCUGAAAUUACACAUAAGAUCACACACUGGAGAAAAACCUUUUAAUUGUUCAAUCUGUAGUAAAGGUUUUACACAAAAUCACAAUUUGAAAGUCCACAUGAGAACACACACUGGGGAAAAAAAAUGUUCUUGUUCAAUCUGAGGUAAAGGUUUUGCACAAAAUCUGGAUUUGAAAAGACACAUGAGAACACACACUGGAGAAAAACCUUAUGUCUGUUCAAUCUGUGGUAAAGGUUUUACACAAAGUCCAUAUUUAAAAGUACACAUCAGCAUACACACAGGUGAAAAACCUUAUGUCUGUUCAAUCUGCGGUAAAGGUUUUACACAAAGUCAAUAUUUGAAAGUACACAUGAGAACACACACUGGUGAAAAAAUAUUUUCCUGUUCAAUCUGUGGUAAGGGUUUUACACAAAGUCAAUAUUUGAACCCACACAUGAGAACACACACUGGUGAAAAACGUUUUUUCUGUUCAACCUGUGGUAAAGGUUUUACAAAACGUCAAGAUGUGAAAGUACACAUGAGAACACACUCUGGUGAAAAACCUGUUUCUUGUUCAAUCUGUGGUAAAUGUUUUACACAAAGUCAGGAUUUGAAAAGACACAUGAGAACACACUCUGGUGAAAAAUCACAUUCCUGUUCAAUCUGCAACAGAAUCUUUUGUCGACGACCAACCCUUGUAAGACACAUGAGAAGACACCCUGGAGAGAAAGUGUUGAGUUGCAGUGUGUGUGGUGAAAGAUUGUCUUCUAAGUAGCAGUGUAAGAAACACAAGUGUGCUGGUGAGAACAGCAGCAGCAAAUGAAACUGCAGGAUUUGAAAUAAACUGUCCAGACUUUCAUUUUGACUUUCUAACAACAUCAGCACAUAUAACAUGUGUGACAUUGUUGUUUGUCUAACAAUCUGUUUAAAUUUCUUCUACAUUUAUUGCUGAGAUAUUUUAUGACAGUGCUUUUUUCAGUCAAAUACAUGCAUAAAUAUGCAACAUUGUGUACUUUUAUUAAAACACGGACAGAACAAUUUGAGUAAAAAGGUGGGAAUAAACAGUACGGGACAUAUUUUACAUGCAAUAAUCAUUUUAUGGGUGUAUAUAUAUAAAUAUAUGUAUAUGUGUGUACGUAUAUAUGUGUGUAUGUAUAUGUAUAUAUAUUCAGCAGACAAUUUUAGACUUAUUCAUAUGAAAUAUUGAAUUAUUACAUAUUUGUAUUUGUAAUUGUUAAUAAUCCCAUAGAUUAUCACCUUUAUAUGAUAUACAUAUGUACUGGUUCACAUCUGAAACAUCUUCUGGACCACUUCAGGAAGCAUAUUAUUAUUUACUUUAUACAUCAUUUGAACAGUUGUCUUUUAUACAAUUUUAAAAUGUGUGACUUUAUGAAUCAUUUGUUGGGUCUCUGUAAUCUAUUUUAUUCAUUAUCUUUAUCAUGAUUGUGUAUGAUGAUUGUGUUGUGAUUGUUUUAUAUGUAUGUCCCCAGACCUUUAUGCAAUAUAAAAGUGAGAGAAAAUGUCUGAAUUGUUUGUGGAAGGAUGGCUUUGUUUUUACAAACUUACAUUUGUGGAUACAUCAAAUAAAUCCAGUAUUGUGUUUUAAAUAUUUUUAUGUUUUUUUUUGUUUUUUUAACAUCCCAAAAACAUCAAUAUCAGUCAAAGUUUGGAGUGUCAGACAAAAGCCAAUAUUGUACAUCAUCCCACAGAUAUUUACU